CUCUCGUUGUGAAAUAGAAUCAACGGCAGGAACAAUUCUUUCCAGUAGCAGGUCUUCGCCCAACCUCUCAUACUCAACUAGAUCAAUUAUUCAAAUGUAUACUACAUCACGUUUUUUAUCAUUUCUCAUGUUGAAAAUUGCUACUAUUCUGCGUUUUUUAACAGUUCUGUUCUUCAUACAAGGAACAGUCUGUCAAAAUGAAGCAGUUUACCGAAGGAAACGGUAUUGUCGUCGACUUUUUACACCUGCGAUUAAUUCAGCCAUCGGCGUGUGUACAUUUCCGUGUCUAUUAUUAUCCCGCGAAGAACCUCCAAAGAUACUUGUGCAGUGGGAGCCCGACGGAAGUCUUUGCAAGAUCUAUGAACGAUUCUCGCAAAAACUAAAGACAGGUCACUGUCGAAGAGGAUUGUGCCUUGGGACGCCGAGUUACGGAGGGAUACAGCGAAUCAAGAGGGAUCUCAGAUCCUCUAUUACUUCCCGUCAGCGGAACAACAGUUAUGCUGUCUACACACAUUUGAACAGGACAGCUGGAGCAGCAAGUGCAGCUACCUUGAGACAGAGAAUCGAACGAAGGAGGAGACAGAUGUGGUUCGAUUGUGAAUGUGCUAGUCAAAAGGGAUUAUUCGGUGACAUGAGUUCCUCAUCCCGCUCUUUUGGCAGAGGGAGCCGCGGUAGAAGAGGGAAGCGACGUAAAGUAGGGUGCAGGAUAAUUUGCAUGUUCCUUGUAAACCGAUACAAGCACGACAAAAGCUGGGCCAGCCUCUUUGAAGCUCGCUCAAAUUCUUUUGGAAGCGGUGGGAUCGCCAACGCUGCGGCCACGUCCAUAGGAAAUGGAAGUUUCCAUGAACUUACGGGGGGACUGACGGGUGGUCCCACGAGCAGACUAAACGCGUCUGGUAUCAGUUCUACUUCUCACGUUAGCGGAAUGCAUGGUGCAGGUAUGAUAGGCAGUGGUGGGGUUAGAAUCACUAAUCACUUGGCCGCCGGAUCUGGUGGCGUUAGUGUUAAUAACGCUCCUACAAGCGACAGAGGCACGGGAGCUGGCGCUGGUGCUGCUGGAGGCAGCGGAACAAUAGUGGGCAUAGGUACUGCCAAUGGCGCUGCGUCUAGAACCGUACUAGCAGGUACAUCCGUUGGGAGCGUCAGUACUACUCUCAGUAGCGUUCCAAUAGUAGGGAGCGAAGGAAACAAACCAGUGGGUGGCGAUGCCAAUGGCAGGCCUGCUUCAGUCAGUGGGAGACCUCCAGUUAGCAGUAUGAAUACAAUCAACAACAGUGGCACCAGUGGUGUUGGAGUAGGAGGCAUACCAGGCACUAGAUCUACCGGAAACGUUGCUAUUGCUGGAGGAAGCAGUACAAUUGCUGGUAUUAAUAGCGCCGCAACUGGCGGAGCCCCAAGCAGCGUAGCUGCCGGCGGCCUCAGUGGCAGCAGCACUGCUGGGGCUACAGGUAGUACCAGCAAUAACAGGAAUACACUGGGCAGCACGGGUUUGUCCGGCAACAACAUAGAUGUCCGUGGUGGGGCCAGCGUGGAAAGUGGCGGUGGAGUAAGCAGCGGUGCCGUCGGUGUUGUUAGCAGUGGCUCCGGCAGAGUGGUAAACUCCGAUAGCCUCACUGGUAGUCGAUUGGGAAUCGAUAAUGGUGGACUGACCACUGAGACUGUUCGUAAUCAUGGCUCAAACACCGUUACAGGAAGCGAAAGCUCGAGUGUUACAGCUGGCGGUACGGGUAGCACCAACAACGCAGGUCACGGUGUCGGCUCGUCUGGCAGUAGAAUGGGCGUUGCUGUUAGCGGUGGACCAGCCUUUCCGGGUUCCGAAGGUGCCAUGAAUGCUAUAGCUAGAGGAGGUGGCACAGGAAUUCACGCAGUUGUCGGAAGCAAUGGGAGAGGUAUCGGUAAUGGUGGUAUGCCUAAUGUUCAUGGCGAUGAACGAGGCACAAGUGCCAGUGGUUGGACUCCUAAUGUCAUUGGAAUGGGUGGCAGCGCAACUCUCCAUGGCAGUUCUACUGGUAAUACUGGGAUGACAUCAAUAAGCACCACAUCAUUGACUGCUGGCUCACCUGUCUCUGCCACUACCACCAUUGAAAGUCGUCCUGGAUUCACCAUUGGCUCUGCUGGUGGUGCUUCCGGCGGUGUUACAGGAAGCUUGGGAGCAGGCGGUAGGAGUAACGGAGCCGCUGUAAGCAGCACGGGAAUGAAUACAGGCACAACCGGAAGCGGCACGGUUCUGAGUGGCAUCAGCGGUGCAUCUAAUAGUACUUCAAGCAGCACAGCGCUCAUUGAAGGCACUGGCGCUGGUGGCAAUGACACAGGAAUCGGCGUCCAUGGUGUCGGAAGCGGUCCGAUACGAACUGGUACCAACGGAUUUUCUCGAGAAAGUGGUGUUCCCCCUAAUUCCGGCACUGUAGUAGUCGGAGGAACAGCUGGAGCAGUUCCUAGUUCCGUUGAUAGUAAUAGAGUUCUUGGUACUGGCACAAGUGCGGCGAGCAGCAUUGCGGGAGUACUCAGUGGUGGCAUAACAAGCGGUAGCAUUCUAACACCAGGUAAUACUGCCAGUCCAACUGGCACAAGUACACCCAGCGUAGUUACUGGAAAUGGCAGUCCUGGCAGUGAAGCAGUCGGCAUUGCCUCUGUAGGCAAUCGUGGUAAUGGAAUUAUGAACACCGGCUUACCAGAGCGUAGUACUAGUAUCCCAGUGAGAAACUCCGUAGGAAAUGGCGCUGGUCCCAGUAAUGUGGGUGUCGGCGGUGGUGGCAAUGAUACCAGCCAUGUAACUACCACUAGCGGUGUUAUGUCAGGUUCGACCGGCGAAGGAGCAACCAGUGCAGUUACUGGCCAUGCCAGCGGUGCCAGCGAAAGAAUCAGAAUUGGAUCUGUAGGCAAUCCUGGUAGUGAAAUUGGUAACUCCGGCUCAUCAGGUGGGAGUGUGACUGUACGUCUUACAACCGGUUCUGAAAGUGGUGCUGGCCACGGCAAUACGGCUAUGAGUAGCACUGGCGGUCGAAACCAUGUUCCGGCCCCUACAGGAACAGCCGGCAGUAGUGGGUUUGGAGCGGUUACAGGUGGUAUAUCUAACGGAAGCGCUGGUAGCCCCGGCGUUACCGCGCUCGCAGGAGGCGGAGCGAGCAGUGCCUUGACAGGCUAUGAAGGAGUGGGCGCUGGUUCUUCAAGCAAUAGGGGGAUUGCGGCACCUACUAACCGGUCGGACAGUGGAGGCGCAAACAGUGCAGGGUUCGCUGGUGCUGGCGGAACUGCAACAGAAAAUGAGGUAGGCGGUGGCGGAAGUAGCAUGUUAGGAAUGGCGAGCAGCGGGGUCUCUGGCUUAAGCACGCGUCUUCCCAACCUUCGCGUUUCAGGAGGAAGUGAAACUGUCCGUGGAAUUGGCAGCAACAGCGGCGUCGAAAUCGGCACCGUCUCUGUAAGAACUAGCAAUGCGAACGCAAUUACCCCGUGUCUGGCGCCAACUCUCUUCCUUCUGGCACUCAUAACGUUGUGGUUGUCGGAGGGGAGAACGGCGCUUCCGUUGGUGCCACGAGCAGCAGUAGCAGCGUAGGCGUUGGCGCGGCUUCAGGUGUCACCACCAGCACCGGAACUCUUAGCGGUGAGUUAUCUGGCGUUAUAUCCAGGCCCUCCGGUGCCGCACUGGUGGGAACUGAUGGGGGUGCUGGCAUCGGCAGUGUCAGCAAUGAUGGUGGCCGGGAAGCGGGCGCACACGCUAGAGAUAGCGCGGCGCGUACGCUAACUAAUGGCGAUCGGUCAGGCAGCAGUUCUGAUCGUUUUGAUUUUAUGGGCUCUGGAAGAAAUGACGCCUCAAGCGGCUCUCAUGGCAGCGGCAAUGGUGUUGGUAUGGGGGGUGGCGCGCCCUUUAACAAUGGCGCGUCAUUCGGUUUUGGCGGGCCAUAUGGUGGAACAGCGAGUGGUUUUGGUAACACAGGCGGCGGAUUGAGUGGCGGAACAUGGAACGCGCUAAGUGGGGCCUAUAAUGGCAUGGGUAUAGGCUAUGGAAGCAGUCGAUUCCCAGGAGGUUUUGGCAGUAUGGCAGGCAUGCAACCUUAUGGUGGAAGAAACUUCGGCAUGGGGGUUGUAAAUCCCGGAAGUCUACCCCCUCGCAGGAACAUUGAAUUAUACGAAGAUGAUAUCUUUUUUCAAGACUAAUAAAAUUGUUGUGAUAGCUGGUGAUAAAGAAGGCGUAUUGAUAUCAGAGUGUACACGCAGAAAAAUAUCGAGAAAACACUUAUCUUUUUAGAUACUAUGUCCUCUGUCGCAUAUGAGUGCUGCUGUAGUGAUCCGCUCCUAUAGUGUGCGGUAGCCGAAAUAGCGCACAUGAACUAAAUUUCAUUUGAUACAAAAAUACCUAGGUAUUGAAAAGAUUCCAAGUUUGGCACAACUGCGUCUUUGAAAUGCGACUAAUGAAUUAUUUCAUCAAGUAAUUCAGGGUGUAAGUGACUUUCUUUAUUGUAAGUUACAUAUCUUUACAAACUGACGGCACAAUAAAAUUCGGUGGAACUCAUCUCACGAUGACUGUCGACGGAAAUGUGUUUAGUAUGGAAUCCACACAGCGUCUCAACGUAUUGCUACCGUCAAAACGACUUGUGUAUCAGGCGUGUACUGCAGCGGAACUCCUCUUUCGUGCUUUCCUACACACUA
Dermacentor silvarum is the source of this 4647-nucleotide messenger RNA. RefSeq lists its product as uncharacterized. The coding region runs from base 95 to 3553 and encodes 1152 amino acids. The transcript is spliced from 6 exons. The record is from RefSeq and is a predicted model, not a curated record. Lineage: Eukaryota; Metazoa; Arthropoda; Arachnida; Ixodida; Ixodidae.